UAUGGCUUUGAUAGUCGCAUUACAACUCAUUUUAUACUUCAGAACGUGUUUAAUGGAAGGAUUGGGAGAGAUAAAUGAGAUCCGUGGAUCAAAACGAUUACUACUAAAUGACCCAGAUGCCAUCAACAACAGAUUGAAUAAUUUGGAAAGGUCCUUACAACAGCAACAAGCAACAAUUUUACAACAACAGGCAACAAUUCAACAGCUUAAACAAAAUAACCCUCAAGGAUAUGCUGCUGGUCAACUAUUUUAUUCCGCGUCAUCAUAUCCAAACAGGUUAGGAGGAGCAGCAAAUAUGCUAUGUCUUCCUAAUAAUCCAAAACUAAGUAAUAAAACAGCCGGGGGAUAUAGCUUAAUAUACGGUUCAGAGUUUGAGGAAAAUUUUCUUAGAAGUGACGCAGUCGAUGAAGAUAUUCCAUGUGCAUUUUGCAGAAGUUUAAAUACAACUUCUUCUGAAAUGUUUCCAGGUCGAAAUGUUUGCUACCAUGGAUGGAAGACGGCGUAUGAGGGAUUUGUCAUGUCCGGAUACUGGGGACAUAGGGCAUCGUCUUUUAUUUGCGUUGAUCUGCACCCAGAUUACGUUCCAGGUGGUAAAGCUAAUGUAGAUGGUCAUCGGUUAUACGUGACUGGUACAAAAUGUGGUUCUCUCUCUUGUCCUCCUUAUUACGACAAUCUGGCUCUCAAUUGUGUUGUUUGCUCCAAAUAA
This is a messenger RNA of Mytilus californianus (California mussel), 706 nucleotides long. RefSeq lists its product as uncharacterized. The transcript has 2 exons. NCBI's taxonomy places the organism in Eukaryota, Metazoa, Mollusca, Bivalvia, Mytilida, Mytilidae. The record is from RefSeq and is a predicted model, not a curated record. Bases 53 to 706 code for a protein of 217 amino acids.